Molecule: messenger RNA, 660 nt
Organism: Vicia faba (fava bean)
Lineage: Eukaryota; Viridiplantae; Streptophyta; Magnoliopsida; Fabales; Fabaceae
Source: the annotation of a GenBank genome assembly
AUGGGACAACAAUCGUUGAUUUACAGUUUUGUUGCUCGUGGCACGUUGAUCAUAGCAGAACACAGUGACUUCACAGGAAACUUCACCACCAUAGCUUUACAGUGUCUUCAAAAACUCCCUGCUUCUAACAACAGGUUCACUUACAAUUGCGACGGUCACACCUUCAGCUUCCUCGUUGAUAAUGGAUUCAGUUACUGUGUAGUGGCAGUGGAAUCUGUUGGUAGACAAAUUCCAAUAGCUUUUCUUGAACGUAUUAAGGAUGAUUUUAAUAAAAGAUAUGGUGGAGGAAGAGCUGCAACAGCAACUUCUAAAAGUCUUAACAAAGAAUUCGGACCGAAGUUGAAGGAGCAUAUGCAAUAUUGUGUGGAACAUCCUGAGGAAGUUAGCAAGCUCGCUAAAGUCAAAGCACAAGUUUCUGAAGUCAAGGGUGUUAUGAUGGAAAAUAUUGACAAGGUUAUUGAUCGGGGAGAAAAGAUUGAAGUUUUGGUGGAUAAAACCGAGAACCUUCGCUCUCAGGCACAAGAUUUCAGGCAGCAGGGAACCCAAUUGAGGAGAAAGAUGUGGUAUCAGAACAUGAAGAUCAAGCUCAUUGUUCUUGCUAUCAUAAUUGCAUUGAUUCUAAUUAUUGUUCUUUCUGUGUGCCAUGGAUUCAGUUGUUAA